CUUAAAAUGUAUGAAUGAAUAAAGCGAUUUAUGGGAUGCUCAGUUAAAAAACACAUUCUAUUUUGAUUCAGUUUUUAUAUUCAUACUGUAUUAUUGCCCUGCCAUCAAAGUUUAACUUUAGUCAGUCUUGUCGUGAUGUAACCUUUACUUUGAUUGUAACAUGUUGACCCGGAAGUAGCUAGCCAGUUAUAGUGGAACGGAGCCCGCGGCUGCCCCUGCUCCUCCUGCUCCUCACCUGUCACAGGACUACAUCCUCUCUCACAGAGACAUUAACAGACAGCGGUGCCAGCCACGCUGCGGGGUGUACGGCUUGUUGUACCGUGGUCCAGUGUCAGGUCCACACAGUGAGAUGCCCAGAAAGGCGCGCUUCACCUGCAGAGCUCGAGGCAGCUUGUGACUGAGUGCUGAGCUCCAUCCCGCGGUCCUCUCCAGCAGCACCGGCGGGAGCUAUUUUUUCAAAAGGCCCUGCAUUAGUGGAACAUUGUGACCUGACUGCGUGCUGCCUUGACCUGAUUGAACACCAGUCUUAUCAGAGUGGAGGUUGCAGCUACUGUGAGAGUGAAUCUGGGACAGCCCAAGACAACCUAAAAAAGGUGUGAAAAGUCAGUGUCAUGACUGGGGCUGAGAAUGAGGAUGAUAUUCCAUUAGGCGAAAGGAAGACCGUCACAGAUUUCUGCUAUCUCCUGGACAAGUCUAAACAACUGUUCAAUGGGCUAAGAGACCUCCCUCAGUAUGGACACAAGCAGUGGCAGUCGUACUUCGGACGGACCUUUGACGUGUACACUAAGCUGUGGAAGUUCCAGCAGCAGCACAGGCAGGUUCUGGACACCCGGUAUGGCUUGAAGAGAUGGCAGAUUGGAGAGGUUGCUUCUAAAAUUGGACAGCUUUACUACCACUACUACCUUCGUACCUCAGAAACGAGUUACCUGAACGAGGCCUUUUCCUUCUACUCAGCCAUCCGCCAGCGCUCCUACUACUUCCAGGUCAACAAAGAAGACAGGCCGGAGUUAGUAGUGAAGAAGCUUCGAUAUUAUGCUCGCUACAUAGUCGUCUGUCUACUGCUGAACAAGAUGGACCUAGUCAAAGUUUUGGUUAAGGAGUUAUCUGAGGAAAUUGAAGAUUACACACAGAGGUUUAACACAGAGGACCAGCUGGAAUGGAACCUGGUUCUACAGGAAGUGGCAGCUUUUGUAGAGGCAGAUCCAGUGGUAGUUCUGAACGACAACAGUUCUGUGGUUGUCAACAGCAACCGUCUGCAGGAGGGCAGUGUGCCCCCGCUGGAGCAAGGCAUGGUGGUGGGGCAGCUUGUGCUUGCAGAUGCACUCAUCAUCGGAAACUGUAACAACCAGGUGAAAUUCAGUGAGUUAACCAUCGAUAUGUUCCGCAUGCUUCAAGCUUUGGAGAGGGAGCCUGUAAACCUGGCAACACAGACCUCCAAACAGGGAGCGCUGGAACCAAAUGAGAAGCCAGCUAAAAGGGAAAACCCUCACAAGUAUCUGCUGUACAAGCCCACGUUCAGCCAGCUUUAUACCUUCCUGUCUGCCUCUUUUAAGGAAUUGCCUGCCAACAGCGCUCUGCUCGUCUACCUGUCAGCGACCGGAGUGUUCCCCACCGGACAUUCAGAUUAUGAAGGACCAUAUGACUUUGGAGGAGUUCUCACAAACACAAAUCGAGAUGUGGUGAACGGAGAGACGGUGCAGAAGAGGAAUCAGGCCCAGAAAGAAAUGCACUGCCUUCAUCCAGGAGACUUAUUCCCUUUCACGCGGAAACCACUUUUUGUAAUUGUGGAUUCUACAAACAGCAAAUCCUACAAGCAUUUCACUAAUCUGUUUGGCCAGCCUCUGGUGUGCCUACUAUCUCCUACUGUAUAUCCCAAGAGUGUGCAAGAUCAGUGUCAGCGGGGCAGUCUGUUCACUCUGUUCCUGUACAGCCCGCUGCUGGCCUUCUCCUCGGUGUGCGGCCUGAGCAGUGUGCACCGCGGCCUCUGGGAGAGGGCGCAGGAAUUUCUGCAUAAAAUCUACCAUGACAUCGGGCAAAUGAUAACUCGAUCACGGACUAUAGAUCAAGCCUUUUUGCAAUUCUUUGGUGACGAGUUCCUCCGGCUGCUCCUGAUCCGCUUUGUGUUCUGCUCCGCUGCUCUGAGGCUGCAUAAACUCUUCCGGGAGGCCCAGAGUUUCCCGGAGUCCUACCCUGAGCUCCCGAAGCAGGACACAGUGGAGAGCAGCCUCCUACAGAAGCACAUUUUGGAGCUGGCCACCAUGCUGGACGUGCAGAGCUUAUUUUGGGAUGAUUCACUGGAAGCAUACUAACAUCUUGUCACCGGGCAGAAUGGCACCAUGUACAUACAGACUCACUGCCAGCGCCCCUCACUGCUCUCGGUUUUUUCUUCUUUUCUUUUUUUACAGGUAAUGUUUUUUAGCAUAAACACGCUAAUGUCUUGCAUUUAACUGUGGGAGCAAAUGUAGUGCAACAUUAAUGUUCACAUGGAAAAGCCAGAGAAUAUGAUAUACUAUACAUUUCCCAUUUUGAGUCUCGGAAGCUUGGCUCAAAUCAUCUCAUAAAGCAUCACGUAAGACGUCAGUGUGAAUGAACAAGUGAGAGGCUGCAAAAGCUGUUCUACCCGUCAUUCCCCAUCAAAGUGUACAGUAACAAUCUGUAGCCUCUAACAAUAUCAGAUCAUUGUUGCCAGUCUUUUCUUUUUCUUAUAGUAUUUAUGAAUGUUUAUUAGAGUGAAGGUUGGGACAGCCUGUGUGACUUUAUCUAUCUAUAGGCUGAGCAGAGAGAACAAAAGCCUUCACUGCAUCUGUAAAUGUGAACAACAAGAAUAAUGUUAGCAGAUUAAUCGCACAGAGGUUGGAAUUUAAAAUAUUUCACCAAAAAUGUGUUUUCCUGGUAUUUGCCAAACAGCUGUUGAACAGCUUCACAUGUAGCAGGCGGGGUGCAUGAGGUUCUGUUGUGUGUUGGAGCUCCCCUUUAUUGUGAAGAUAUCACACUCUCUCUCUGCAUUAACUAGCAUUCCAUUUAUCACCUUUAAUAGAAACUGGGUUGUUAUUGCUUUCCCACAUCACUGUGCUGUGACUGCAUGCCAAAAGACAAAGAGAGCUUUCCAUUUAGUUGUUUUAUUCCACAUAGAAUGACCUCCGCCUUUGAGCAUUUCAAAGGGUUGUAGGUUUAAUGGCAUGGGGUUGGGAGGGAAAUGGAGCCAGUGCAUGUGUUGCAUGCGGCUGUACAUUUUGUAGUAGUGCCAACAAAUGAAGACAAUCUAGUUGAAUAGCAGAUGAGAUGAAGGAAGGUAGAGUGGUAUGCACACCAUCAUUUAUUCUCAGUCAACAUGCACCUUUCUGUUGUUACUUAAUGACACACACACACCUCUGAGCUAAGUGAUGAAGGCCUCCAACUCAUCUUCCUCCUGCAGACGGGCUACUCUCCUGACGCUUUACCUCCCAUGCAUCCACUGCCUCAUGCUGACAGACGCUGCCAUUUUUGUCAGGAACUGGUAACACAAAAAUGGAAUGUAGUGAUAAGAGAGGAGCCCCGGCUGAGGGGGGGGGGGGGGUAACAAAGCAAUCAGCAUAACGUGCUAACUUUAAUACUGUUAUAGCAUUUUCUAUGUGCCCCACCCACAUCAGAGUGCUUGUUGUAGUUCCAACCAGACAUUAUUUUAGGACAAGUGAAGCCAGUAUCUACACUGAAUAAAUGAACUGUUGACUUUAACUAAUGUAUUAUGUCACAGAUUUAACUGCAAUAACAUUUAAUUGAAAAUAUUAGGUUCAACUUAAUAUUAUUGCUUUCAACUAACCUAAUACAGUUAUGUGAAAUCUGUUGACAUAACGCAUUUCAUUAAAGUCGCUGUUUGAGUUGUGUCAGUGCAGUGGAUCAUACAGAGACACUGCAGCGCUCCGCCAGCCGCCAUGGUGGUACUGUGGGAAGUGUUGAGAUCACUGAGGACCGAAGUGGACCACUGGAAACAUCUUCUUACACACACUGAUACUGUUACUUAUUCUUAAUUAUGGUGUCUUAAUUGAUCAAGGACCAUACAUACACACAAAAAAAAGAGGAGAUGAUUUGUCAGAUUGAGCUUUUAGCCAAUUUCCAUCUUCAGUCCCUGGGCAGGAACACACAAAACAUUUACGACAUAGAUUCUUUCACGAUAACAAUUUUAAAGUAGACCAAAGCACAUAUAAAUAGUCCAGCACAUUUAUCAGUACAUCUAAAAUAUUUGAAUAUUCAUUUGAACUUGUUCUUCUGCUGAUGCUGUGCGUUCAGACCGUGCACUUCCCCUGGACUCUCACCUGGCCCAGCAGCUGUACUAUCACUCAUUCCUCUCUCCCUGAGCAGCCACACUCUAGAGAUAUUUAUUGAGCACUGAUAUAAGAAGUAUCAAAUCCCAGAAUGUUUGAGCAUACAAUCUCAGACAGACAGAGUGCCCCCCCCAGCAGAGACAGAGCAGCCUUUGGUUCCCCUACUGUGUUCUCUGUUUGAGUUUUGUUCUGCAGUAGAACGUAGCAUUUCAGUAGUCAGCUGUCAGACAUUCAGUCACUCUGACACUCAGCUCAUAGGAGGAUAGGAGAGCCUACAGAGCUGUGCUUCCUUACUUCAGUGGUCAUUGGAAACCAGAAGAAUCUCCACAAUUGCCAGAUACAUUUUUCUAAAGAAAAGCCAUCCCGGCGAUUGGCAGGGUCUGUCAGCAUGAUUCUGUCCGUACUGUAACAGUUAGAAGGAUAUUUCAAGCAGUGACCAGAUUUACAGGAAAUAGCUGAUUUGCUGAAACAAAUCUUAAGAAAUCAGAAGAUUUAGAUGAAGACAAGGAAUUAAAAAAACUACUAUCAUACUUUCUGGAUGACGCCUUGGCCUUUAGUGCCAUUACUAGGGCCAAAGCGUUGGUUUGGGUACCAGAUAUCUAAUGACUCCAAAUCAUUUCCCUUUAGCAUAAAGGAUAAGGCUGUUCCUUUUCUAAGUCCAAGUUCAUCAGUCCCCUCUCUCAAAAGGUCUCCUACCCCACCUGUUCCUCAAGCCCAUCAAGACCCUAAUCUUUAAUUACAUUUGUGUUUGUAAGAUCUCAUAACAUCUCUUAAACACCUGGUCUUUGUAGUGUUUAGUCCAUUACUCCUAAUGUACUACUAGGAACUAGUGGGUUUGUUGAGGACCACUUUAAGAGGAGGAUUAUACCGUAGUGCUCCGGUGAGCGUAUCGGUCAGCAUGGAGAGAAGGAAGAUGUUUCAGGCUUUGGAUACACAGACCACUGAUUCCUGUUAACAGGAACUUCCUUUGGUUUCUGCCUUUUAUGGGAUUAAUAGAUAAUAAGCCUUAUCCUUUCAAACUUCACCUUUUUAGCCUGUAAUGGGUCUUAGAAUAGCUCAAAGCUGUCGGUGUGUAACAUAUUUUUCUCCGGCACUACUCCGUCUGCUAGCUAAACUGUCAGGCUUCUAAUUUGGAUGGACAGUUUCACAUGUGUGAAUUCUGAUCCACACCAAGGUAGAGACCAGCUGAAGGCAGAGUGUGUGUGGGGGGUUUCUGUGUGACAGCGACAGGUCAUUGAGUGAGGCUAACUGAGCGCAGCAGGAAGUAGCCACGUCCGCUGGUUGGGAUUAAGAUUUAUGAAUUUUCUGUAAUGUUAACAGAACGCUAUUUUUCAGUGUGUACUAUAUUUAUUGACAUGGUUGGAGGAAGGCGAUGUUUUGGCACAGAUGUGUUUGUUCAGUAUUUAGUAAGUCUAUAAAAUGUGUGAUGAAAUAUGAAGUUGAACUUAAGGAGCAGCAAAACGUCAGAGGCCAGUUGGUUCUUCGGCCACUUUUCUAAAUAUGUUACAUUCCAACGUUCCAAGGACUUGAAGAGAGGCAGAGGAACACUGCUGCACUUUCUCCAUUUUACAUUAGUCUGGGAAAUUGAGCCGUUUCUACACUUUGUUCUUUUGUAUUGUAAUAUCAACAUUCACAUUCCCUUGUGUUGACAGUUAUGACCAUAUAUUGUAAGCUUGCACUUUAUUAAGUUGAAUAUUGUUAUGAUGUAGUUGUUGUGCUUUAAGGAAAAGGAAAAUAAUCCUUCCAUGUGAGAGUUCUUCAUGCCAGCCGUCUCACCGGGACCUUUUUUACAGUUUAACUCGUCUCCGUGAUUUCAAACAUGUCACGAGCUGUCACUUUUGAACAGCCUCUGCCUGAAAUGUGUCCAGCGUGUUGGCUGAUUUCCAAAAAGUUUUGAAUAUGCAGCAUGUUGAGUUACAUGUGUGGAAGCAUUAGAAAUCCUUGUGCUGUAUAGCCAGCUGUGCUCUAAAACCAUGCAUAUCAUGUUUUAUACUCCAUUCUGAGGGAAUAUCAACUACAUGUUCGGACAGGAAAAAAUAAGAAAUGUCAUUUAAACUGUGAAAUAUUGCAAGUUGACAAGUUUCGUAUGUUAAGUCUCAAACACUUGUGUUUAUAUGUUUAUAACGUUUUAAUCAAUGGUGUGUUCCCUGAACUCUAAAAUAUAAAAGAUGUGUCCUAAAGGCACAAAAUAAGCAUUAUUUAAUGGGAAAUAUCCCAAACAGUGAAGUGACACUACUCUGAUCAGUAAUAUGACGAUAAAAGUUUCUGUUGACACCGUAUUGAUGUCUUCUGUGCUUCAUAUUUAAAUCACAACCAUAACCACUUCAUUUAUUAUGUAGCACCAGUGUGGUCACCCGCUAAGAAAAAAGUAUGACAGUGAAAUUGCUUAUUGUAUUCUCGCCUAACCGUGAGCUCUUUGAAAAGGAUUGUGUUUCUUUCAUUGUCUGUGAUGUAAGAUACCCAGCAGCAUAUGGUGCAAUGAGUAUGAUCAGAUGGCAUUUCCUGCUUCACGUCCUGUGUUUAUCAGAACACAUUACACAGUCCUGAAGCUAAUAUGUGUUUUGACAUAGGACCAAGAUAUUCAUUUGGGAAAGCACAAAGUAACAAGGUAUUUAUUUUUGUGACUCCACUAUUCUUGUGAACAAAUAUUUAUGUCCAAAAGCAAGAUAUUAAUUUAUCUAAACAAGAAACCAACAUUGGCCCAAAAGAUGAACAAGAUAGUUUGAGCGAUCAACAUAUAAAGAUAUAUUUAGAUAACUUGCAUAUGAUUAAUGAUCAUAUGCUAACAAAAUAUUUACAAGUUGUGUGUUGUAAGCUCGUGUGAACAACAUUGAAUUGUGGGAAUAAGAUAUCAACAACAUGGUUGUUCUUUCUGUGUUUGGUGGCUGCUCUAUAGCAGUGUUUCUCAAACUUUUUCAUACCAAGGACCACUUAACCAAUAAAAAAACACUCGCGGACCACCUAACUCCACAAAUAUCCAAAAACACAUCGUUUUUUACAAAUCACCUGAAAAUGAUACAAACAAGUGGCCACAUGUGUGAUGAAGGUGUUUAUCUGGGCUAUAUCAUGCAAUCGAAACUGAAACUUAAGCUCGCUCCAUUGCGGAGAUAUUCCCGCGAGAGUGCGGAAAACUUAAAUGUAUUUAUUUAUUUCAAAUGUGAAAUUUUACCAAUAUACUCACGGACCACCAGUGGUCCGCGGACCACACUUUGAGAAGCACUGCUCUAUAGCACCACAGAAUUCAUAUCUUACUCAUAUGGAAUUAUGAAGCCUUACGCAUGGUGUGCGCUGACUCAGCAACAUGUUAGGCUUCCUGCAGCCACAGCCUGGACCUCACACAGAGCAGUUUACAAACAGCGACUUAAGAUAUAUUUGUGCCGAUUCGUGUAUAAUAACCUGUUUUUGCCUUAUUGGUUAAGAAUUGCUUUUUUUUGGUUGAGAUUUUGGAAUAUCAAAUAUACCGACUUCCGUUCCUGGACCCAUGUAUGGGUUUGUUGGUUCUAUUCCCAUGCUUCACAGAUCACACUCCGAUAGACAGAGAUGACCUGAGUCCAGCUACAAUAAGGUUUCUUAGCUCCAUGGAAGAGAGGCAGGACAGACAGUGCUCAUUAACCUGGCAGUUAGAGAGGAUCAGAGAGGAAGGAAGUCAACGUGUCUCUGACAUGGACCACAAGCACAAAGCCCCCCGCUCCACCUACCGGAAACACACCCAUGGAGCGCACGUUGACUGGGAACACCAAUAAGUGCCCACUGAUCAAUCCCCCCGCCCCAGAUGUGCAUGGGUCAUUUCUAUCAUUUUAUACCUGUGUAUAAAUGUCCAAAAGAUGGGUGCAUCCUUCCUUAACAGGAAUAUGUGUGACUUGCUUAUUGUGAUUUUGAGUCAGUGUCAAAAUGUCAAAUGUGUUUUAAAAACUCUGUUUAAAAAAAAAAUGCACCGAUGAUUUCUCUGUGAGCAGCAUGUUUGUUUAGAAUAGAAAGUGCCAAAGACUGGUUUACUCUUGCUUUCCCCUCUUAACAACCAAGAUCUUUUUUCAUGUGUUGCCAGAAAGAGCCAAUAAUAAAAAAUAAAAAAAACAUUUGGCUUCAUAAAAGGAACA
Gymnodraco acuticeps is the source of this 8398-nucleotide messenger RNA. RefSeq names its product suppressor of cancer cell invasion (gene scai). The transcript is spliced from 18 exons. Gene Ontology annotation, molecular function: transcription corepressor activity. The record is from RefSeq and is a predicted model, not a curated record. Gene Ontology annotation, cellular component: nucleus. NCBI's taxonomy places the organism in Eukaryota, Metazoa, Chordata, Actinopteri, Perciformes, Bathydraconidae. The coding region runs from base 612 to 2309 and encodes 565 amino acids. Gene Ontology annotation, biological process: DNA-templated transcription.